Onthophagus taurus is the source of this 321-nucleotide messenger RNA. NCBI's taxonomy places the organism in Eukaryota, Metazoa, Arthropoda, Insecta, Coleoptera, Scarabaeidae. The record is from RefSeq and is a predicted model, not a curated record.
AUGAAGCCAUCGGAAAUAAAUUCGAAAUCCGUAGAGAAAACACUUCUCGAUACGGUGUACAAUCAUAUUAAAAUUGCUGGCAGAGGAAAGUUUAGAGUUGGAGAUACCGUUCGUAUCAAUCCAAUUUCAUAUUUAUUGGAGGACGUGCGUGGCCAGCCGAUUAAAGGCGCUUUUUACGAAUUCGAACUUCAAAGGACCGCUCAACCCAACGUUUACCUCGUUGAAAAGGUGUUGAAAAGGAAGAAGGAUAAGUUGUACGUAAAAUGGUUAGGAUUCGAUUCAUCCCAUAAUUCUUGGAUAUCAAAUAAAGAUAUAUCAUAA